This is a messenger RNA of Paramuricea clavata, 743 nucleotides long. The record is from the annotation of a GenBank genome assembly. Lineage: Eukaryota; Metazoa; Cnidaria; Anthozoa; Malacalcyonacea; Plexauridae.
AUGUAUUGUCAUGAUGGUGAUGUUGGUGAUGAUGAUGGUGAUGAUGAUGAUGGUGAUGAUGGUGAUGAUGAUGAUGAUGGUGGUAUGGUGGUGGUGAUGGUAGUGAUGUUGGUGAUGAUGAUGGUGAUGAUGAUGGUGAUAAUGGUGAUGAUGGUGGUGAUGAUGGUGGUGGUGGUGAUGGUAGUGAUGUUGGUGAUGAUGAUGGUGAUGAUGAUGAUGGUGAUGAUGGUGAUGAUGAUGAUGAUGGUGGUAUGGUGGUGGUGAUGGUAGUGAUGUUGGUGAUGAUGAUGGUGAUGAUGAUGGUGAUAAUGGUGAUGAUGGUGGUGAUGAUGGUGGUGGUGGUGAUGGUAGUGAUGUUGGUGAUGAUGAUGGUGAUGAUGAUGAUGGUGAUGAUGGUGAUGAUGAUGAUGAUGGUGGUAUGGUGGUGGUGAUGGUAGUGAUGUUGGUGAUGAUGAUGGUGAUGAUGAUGGUGAUAAUGGUGAUGAUGGUGGUGAUGAUGGUGGUGGUGGUGAUGGUAGUGAUGUUGGUGAUGAUGAUGGUGAUGAUGAUGAUGGUGAUGAUGGUGAUGAUGAUGAUGAUGGUGGUAUGGUGGUGGUGAUGGUAGUGAUGUUGGUGAUGAUGAUGGUGAUGAUGAUGGUGAUAAUGGUGAUGAUGGUGGUGAUGAUGGUGGUGGUGGUGAUGGUAGUGAUGUUGGUGAUGAUGAUGGUGGUGAUGAUGAUGGUGGUGAUGAUGAUCACAGGAUG